Chlorella variabilis is the source of this 1066-nucleotide messenger RNA. RefSeq lists its product as hypothetical. The record is from RefSeq and is a predicted model, not a curated record. Lineage: Eukaryota; Viridiplantae; Chlorophyta; Trebouxiophyceae; Chlorellales; Chlorellaceae. The transcript has 9 exons. Gene Ontology annotation, molecular function: GTPase activity; GTP binding. The annotation marks the transcript as partial.
GGCAAGAGCCUGGACCAGACGCUUCACGAUGCGCUGCAGCUGGUGCCCAAUCCUCACGACGACCCGGGCAUCCUGCAGCUCAACCGCAUACGGUGCGGCAUGGAGGGGGUGGGGGUGGGGGCGGCGGUGGCGGCGGUGAUGGCUACAGAGGAGUCGCUGCACCUCAUCGCCGCCAACUCCACUGCUCCCCACCUGGAUCGCACCCGCCUGUGUGAGAUGGGUGACGAGGCCUUUGAGCCCGCCUACAUCGCCAAGAGGGAGGGCCUCAAGGCGCUGCUGCGCAGCCUGGCAGCCCCCAAGGUGGUGCAGGGCAGGCCGCUGGAUGGCCCCGGCCUGGCCGACCUGGUGCAGCGGGUGGUGGAGGGGCUGAACGAGCGGGACAUACCCACGGCUGGCAGCCUGGUGGAGUACUUCAACAAGGAGCUGGUGCAGGGGUGCAAGGAGCUGGUGGAGGCAGAGAAGCUUCCUGUGGAGGAGGGGCGGCUGGAGCAGGUGCACGCAGCGGCGGCGGCGGCGGCGGCCGCCAAGUUUGAGCGCGAGCGCUUUGGCAGCGAGGUGGGGGCGCUGCGGGAGGUGCUGGAGUCGGCCAUUGCGCGGGAGCACAGCGCGCGGCGCACCGCCAACACAUACGCCUCCUCCUCUGUGUGCGAGCGGGCGGAGAUGGAGUGUGAGGAGGUUCUCGACCGGGAGGCGCGCCAGCACCUGCCCAGCAGCGGGCGAUUCAAGACGCAGUACGAAAAGUGCGGCGCCAGGUUCAGCAGGCAGUGCGUGGGCCCUGCCCUGGAGCACAACAAAGACCGGCUGGCCAAGGCGUGGGCGCGCGAGAGUGCGCGGUUUGAGCGGGAUUACAACGAUCGCCUGCUGAGCGGGCUGGUGCUGAUGAGCCUGGUUGCCAUCCUGGCCUUCCGCUUCGUGGUGAGGGUGCAGCUGGCGGAGACGGCGGGCUGGGUGACCUUUGUGUUCCUCCAGGUGUACCCGCGCACCUUCCUGGGCGAGGCCUCCAUGUACGAACGGUCCUGGUGGCAGCUGCUGGUGCGGGUCUGGGAGGCAAUAGUCUUCAACCCAG